CAAGUUGUCGAUGCAUUUAAAUUUUUUCAUCGAAACGGAAAAGUGAUUCAUCAGAUCAAUUCAUUCUGAAAAAUGGCUCAGUUGGAGGAACAAGCAGUUAUUGGCGAUUCUGAAAAAAAGGAAUGUGCCGAAAAUUUGUUGGAAUUGCCGCUUGAAAUACGUGCUCUGCGAAAUCUGCAGCUGGAAACGAAGGAGAUUCAUAGCGAAUUUUUCCGGAAAAUUUAUGAACUCGAAAUCGAAUUCCAAAAGAAGCACGAGGCAGUCUUCCAAAAGCGACGUGACAUCGUCAAUGGUAUUUGUAUUCCACGAACCGGGACUGAAUCAGUUGGGCCACAAGACGAAGCAACGCCAGGAGCAGGUAUACCAAGAUUCUGGUCGAAUGUUCUCAGCUCAACCUUAUUCGAAAUUCAAAAAAGCGAUCGACCGAUUCUCGAACAUUUGACUGACGUCCGUGCCCGGAACAAACCAUUUUCGGAACUGGGAUUCGUUUUGGAGUUCGAUUUUUCGCCGAAUGAAUAUUUCGAAAAUGAAACCUUGACGAAAGAGUACUACUACACCUGCUCAUUUGGCGGUGAAAUGGUUCAUCAGUGUCCGAAAAUUUACAAAUCCAUCGGAUGUGAGAUAAAGUGGAAAGAUGGCAAGACUGUUCCAAGCGAUUCGUUUUUCAAUUUCUUCCGCACCAAAACCGAAACGGAAGAAACUCCCGGCAACGAUGAGACGUUCGGAAUGAGUAACGACUUCGAAAUGGGCUAUUUCAUCAAGGAACGCGUUAUACCGAGAGCCGUGCUGUUUUACAAUGAACAUUUCCGCAUCGAUGAUCCACCAUUACGUUCGGAGUUGUCGUACUCUACUUGCGAGCCGAUUUCUCCUACUAUGUCCAUGUUGGCUGACGCCGGAAGUUCUUGCAUGAACAAGUCCACGAACACAUCAAUUUUAUGUGAUUCGUCGUCUAACAGUGGACAGUGAUUAAAUGGGUGUGUACGAACAUGUUAAAGAAUAAUCAAUUUUGGCAUCAAAACCGUUUGUAAAUUAUUCAGUAUUCUCGAAGCAGAUAAUAAAUAUCUCUCCUGC
Bradysia coprophila is the source of this 1071-nucleotide messenger RNA. Its product is annotated as nucleosome assembly protein 1-like 1. Gene Ontology annotation, cellular component: nucleus. The record is from RefSeq and is a predicted model, not a curated record. Gene Ontology annotation, biological process: nucleosome assembly. Lineage: Eukaryota; Metazoa; Arthropoda; Insecta; Diptera; Sciaridae.